AUCUGCGAGGCACAAACAUAAAACAUCAAUCCGUGAGGUCCAGCAGGAACAAAACGCGAUCCAUGAAGUUUUUAGGAUGACUGUUAUAAAAACCCGUCUGCACUGGGAGGCGCAGCUUUUACACCUCAAGCAAGCGCAGGCUCCCGGGCAGCCGCUCUGCCUGCAGCACCUUGGAGGAACCUGCGGGAUUAGAGGAUAACGCAGCCCGAGCCGGCAGACCCCGAGUGCCACGGAGCGCUCAAAUCCCCCGCGGAACUCCCCGCACCCGCGGGGCCGCAGCACCGCGGGCGCGGAGGGAGCCUUAAAAACCCUGACCGCAGCCGCGACCCGACCCCUUCGGGCGGGGAGAGCCGCCGGGAACCCCCCCAGGCAGCGGGCGCGCCGGUGACCCCGCUCCGCCCGCCCCGGAUCCCCCCGCCCGCCGCGGGUGUCGCAACCGCGCCCGUCCUCAGCCGCGCCCCGCGGGGGGAGCGCGCAGGGAACGCGCAGGGAACGCGCAGGGGCGCGGGCAGCGCUGCCGGCCCCGCGCCCGGCCCCGCGGCCGCCCCGCGCCGCCGAUGCUGUCGGUGCCGGUGCCGGUGGCGGGCGCGGGGGCGGCGCGGGGCGCGGGCUCCCUGCCCCGCCGGCGCACCAUGUGCAGCGGGGUCGGCUGCUUCUGGGCGCUGCUCUCCGCCGGCCUCCUGGCCGCCUGCGCCGCCGCCUUCCUCUCGCCGGCCUGGCUGCUGCCGCCCGGCCGAGCCGCCGCGGGUUUCGGCUUGCUCUGGCGCUGCGCCGGGCCGCCCCGCGGCUGCCACGGCUCCGCCGGCCCCGGCGGCUUCGGAGACAUCCCCUCCGGUUCCUGGCAGACGAGUGCUGUGCUGUGUGCGGGCGGCUGUGCCCUGCUGGCCCUCAGCUCCCUGCUGGCCAUCGUCGCCGUCGUGCUGCCCGGCGGAGCCUGCGAGCGCCGAGUCUGCACCCUGGCUGGCUACAUGCAGACAGCAGCAGUGUUCAUAAUGGCUUCUGGGCUUUUGGUUUACCCUUUUGGUUUCAACUCUGCUACUGUGAAGAGAUUCUGUGAGAACUCAGACAUCUACUAUGCAGGAGACUGCCAGAUUGGAUGGGGGUACAUGCUGGCAAUUGUUGGGGUCAUGUUGUCUGUCUUUUUACCAUUCUUUGCAAAAUAUGCACCAAAAGAGCACAUAUCUCCAACUCCAAUACCUACUAUUUUAUAGUAUUUUAUUACUAAGAACAGAACAUUCCUGUCUACACUAAUGGGCAGAAAUUAUUGAAGCACUUCCAGCUGGCUGUGUUGCUAAAGAGAGGAGAGGAGAUGGGGAAGAGAAGGUCAGAUUGACAAAGACCAAAAGUGCAUUGAAAGUCUUCCGUAAGCACGAGCAGCGAACGCUCUGGAAUUGAAAUGGGAUUAAUCAGCAGCCUUUACACUGCUCUAAACAGAUCAUGGCAUACUGCCUUAGACAAAAAAUAAUCAGUUUAUCCUCAAAACAUCUGUCUACCUCCCAGUUUCUUUUGUGUCUCAAAAUUGUGAGUCUUAAAAGCUUCAAUUCACUUUUGAUAUAUUGUGAAAUGUCAGAACUUUUAUGAACCCACUAACUUUAAAAUUAAUAAUGAUAUUUUGUUACAAUUAUUUUGAUUAGUGAAAAAGCACCUACUAGUAGCCACAGCCUAAAAUUAAAAUUGAUAGGUAAAAAACUGUAUACAAGAAAAGUUUCUUUUUAAUCUGUAUAUAUUAACAGCACCUGCAUAUUUUAAGUUCUGGGCACAGUUUUUACUUCUGCUCUAAUUGCCAAGAUAUAGAGACAUCUUCAUGAACUCUCGGGUAAAAUUGAAAUUUCUUUUCUUCUGAGAGGUCCAACUACUUCCAAAGGCUUAAUGAUGAUCUAAUACUUUAACAACAGGAAAAAAAAAUCCUAAGAAUUAAAAAUAAUUCAGUAUUUUUAAAAUUAUAAUUCUAAGUGGACUUUAACAAAAUGUUUUGAACUAUGACAGCUAUAGUUUUUAGGUUUUGUUGUUUAAGGCUGAAAAGAAAAAAAUCUCUGUUUACAAAAAUGUCUGUGCCCAAUGGCCCUUAUCUGUAGUGAUAAUACAAGCCAGAAUGAAAUAAUUCCAGUAUUUCCACUGCAAUUCAGAGUCCAGAUUGUAAAACAAAAAAGUGAAGUGAAAUGCUAUUGAACAUGACCAGCAAAAAUCUGAUGCUGUGUCAGAAGUACAAAUGGCCAUAUUUCAUCAGUCUGUAGGGAAAUUUUGUGAGGUCUGAUUUCCACAAUAGCACUGAAUUCAUUAUUAUCAAGCUUUGAAAUAAGUGCACUUGAUUGCCUUAAGCAAAAGAAACAUUGGGUUCUAAUCUCACACCACUGUUGUGUUUUUUCAUUUAAAACUAAAUUUUAAUUCUAAUUCUAUUCUCAUCUUUUAUUUUCUAUUAUUUAUUAAAAAGAAAAAUCACAUAGAUUAUAUUUAAUUCAGAGCUGUUCUUCUUAGUUUUGUAUUUUGGCACAAACCAGGUGAUCAAAUUUAUUAUUCUUCACUUAGCUGAGUCCAACUGAUUCCUGAAUUUUUAUUUUUUUAAUAGAAGGUGUACAUGAAGGGACAGACAGAGACAUGUUGAGGAUGUAUAAGAAAAUGCAAACAGAACAAUCACUGUGUUAUUUUAAUAUACAUCAAAGACUUCUGCAGUCUUGUUUACAUUCCUCACCCUUCUAAACUUCAAUGGAACAUUGCAUUGUUUUCCAAAAUAAUUGUCCUGUUGUUACAUUUCCACGCACUCUGAAAGCAAUUUCUGCACAUAGACUUAGCAAGUUCUUCGGAAAUGCAGAUUCCAAUGCAGAAUUAAGUACACUGAGAAAGAGAGCAUGAGUGCUUUGCACUUUUAAAUCUGAGAAAUUAAAUCUUCCAAACAUUUAACAAAACAGGCUGAAGGAAU
This is a messenger RNA of Passer domesticus (house sparrow), 2917 nucleotides long. It is a transcript of the gene LHFPL7, whose product is annotated as LHFPL tetraspan subfamily member 7. Bases 558 to 1211 code for a protein of 217 amino acids. Gene Ontology annotation, cellular component: membrane. The record is from RefSeq and is a predicted model, not a curated record. NCBI's taxonomy places the organism in Eukaryota, Metazoa, Chordata, Aves, Passeriformes, Passeridae. The transcript is spliced from 3 exons.